Molecule: messenger RNA, 807 nt
Organism: Zasmidium cellare ATCC 36951
Lineage: Eukaryota; Fungi; Ascomycota; Dothideomycetes; Mycosphaerellales; Mycosphaerellaceae
Exons: 1
Coding region: 1-807 (268 amino acids)
Source: RefSeq, a predicted model, not a curated record
AUGGCAACAUGCGACAUAUGUGGACAACAGGUGCGACACAGGUCCUUGAAGGGCCACCAAACAAGUCAGGCCUGCAAAGCAGCGGCAGAAAGACAAUACUCCCCCGCUACCGAGAGUGUUGAGCAAUGCCAGGUCCAGGUUGCUCAUGCCGUCUUUGACGACUACGUUUCCAUCUCGGCCAAGCUUCAUGACAUUCUGGACUGUGUACAACUGAGUGGAUGGCUGUUUGCGACCAUACAGCCGUGGGGUCGGGGACAGCAAUCGGUGGACGAGUGGCUAUUCCGCAGGCCUGCUGUCCAGAGUUAUGACAUUCGAAAGCUCAAGGAUCUGGUCUUCCAAGCUUUGCGAAAAGCGGCCUCCUACCCAUACUCAGGGUGGGACCAAAGUCUCUUCGACGCUAUAAUCGUACUGGCCAUGAGCAUAACAUUUGUUGAUGGGUGGAUCCUGACAGCUGCUCAUCAAGAUGUCAUUUUGCGGCUCGCCUGUGCUCACUUGUGCACAAGAGCCAGCACCAGGGAAGAGUGGAUUGGUCGAACACCUUGUGAUGCUUUCUCGCACGUCAUCUUCAAGACUGUCAAGGAGAGCGAACGUUGGAAGUGCGAGCAGAUCAUGCACCAGGGAAUUGUCAUGCUGCGCUCUUCCACGUAUGACUAUCUGGCAAAAUUGAGUAAAGACUUCAGUGAAACGCCCAGUCGAAGCGCCAUUUACCAUCAUGCCAACACGUUAAGAGCUGAAGAAUUUGCUGCUGAUUACGGCUACCAUGUGAUCAGAAUCAGCGAGAUUGCUGGGUCAGUGGACGGAAGCUAA